UUAUAACAGCGUGGUGCUGCUUCUGGCAGAUCGCUGGGCUGCCUGCAGAGCCACGGGCAGCAGCCAAUCCUCCUCACCAUGAUUCUCCUCCUGCAGUACUUCUUCAUGCUGGCCACAGACCUGGUGCUGGCCAUGACCCUCUCGUGCCUCUUCUACACCUUCGCGUGCGCCUCCAUUGCGUUGCUGACCUGCUGCGCCAUCGUCUUCUCCUUCGGCAGCGCCGAGAGGAGCGCCGACGUCAAAGGGAGAGCCAUCGUCAUCCUAGUGUCCAACAGCUCCAUCGGCAGGAUGUUUGCAAGGAACCUGGACAGAGCAGGCUUCGGGGUGUCUGCUGCUCAGUGGCCUGCCCGGGAGGAGAGGACAGUGACACAAGAGUGCCCAUCCAACAAGGAGGUAGCCCAGCUGCACCUGACCGAAGAUGAGUAUCAGAAGACAGUGAAAACCUUCAUAGAAAGCCACUUAUCCCUGAAAGGCAUGUACGGGCAGAUGAGGAAGCCGUCCAUCCUGAUCUGGGACGAGGGGGCUGCGGACACACAAGCGUCCUGCGAGGGCAGGAGCGCUCCCAGGGCGCCCCGCAGGAACCGCCUGCUGCGCACAGCAGCUCUCUGCAUCUCAGUCCUGUGUCACCCAGUGACCUGUGUCCUGACUCUCCUGAAGAGAAGCCCACAGCUGCUUGUGCCUCUGCUGAAGCCCAGAAAGUGACAGCCAGCAAGGCAACCCGCUGGGCACUGCACACUGGCACUGCCACACCACAAUGGAAAACGGAGCGUAGCUGGGAUCACAAGUGACAAACUCCUUGCAGCAGGGGAUUAUGAGCAGUGACUUCAAUUGCAAGCCAACAAAAAACCGUGGAUGAAGACAGACAACACCUUCAGAACCAUGACACAGGUCUGCAGCUCCCUUGCAAGUCUAAUCUGUAAGGAAGAGAACCCCAAGACAUUGAAAUUUUGGGUUGUUCAUUACAGUGCUGUACUGUGCACACUGGGAUAUGCACAGAGGAAAAAACAUCUGGGGGUGAAAGGAAAUAAA
Molecule: messenger RNA, 1029 nt
Organism: Zonotrichia leucophrys gambelii
Lineage: Eukaryota; Metazoa; Chordata; Aves; Passeriformes; Passerellidae
Exons: 4
Coding region: 79-702 (207 amino acids)
Source: RefSeq, a predicted model, not a curated record